Molecule: messenger RNA, 3480 nt
Organism: Monascus purpureus
Lineage: Eukaryota; Fungi; Ascomycota; Eurotiomycetes; Eurotiales; Aspergillaceae
Source: the annotation of a GenBank genome assembly
AUGGCCGGCGAAGUUUCAAACACUAGUUCCAGAGCGGACGAUCUUGCAAGUAUCAGCGAAAUUCCUGGAGACAUGUCUGCGCCGUUUCGGGAAGAUACGAAGCAAAACAAUGCGAAUGUCCAGAAACACGUAAAUGGCAAUUUCCCACCACCCAAAACGGACAAGCCCCGGCCACACGUCUGUACGACCUGUGGCCGGUCAUUUGCACGGCUGGAACAUCUCAAGCGCCAUGAGCGUUCGCAUACGAAGGAGAAGCCUUUUGCAUGUCCGAGCUGCACACGCUGCUUCGCGCGUCGGGAUCUUCUCUUAAGGCAUCAGCAGAAACUACACAUGACCACCCCUCCAUCCUCCCGACCAAGGAAUGGCCGAAGGGAGAGUACCAGUGCUGCAACCGGUGCCAACCGUGUUCGCAAAAACUCCGUUGCCAGCAACCCAAACUCUGUGCGACCUCGGGCGAACACCACGGGCCACGUCGAAAGCUCCGCUGUGGGGGUAGUCCAUACCGCUCCAAGUCCCUCAUCUGCUGCCACGCAGUCCAACGAUACCCGUCAUUCUAGCAUUGGUUCUGCGUCGGCUCUUUCAAACUUCGACUACCGCGGUUUUGGCACUACACACUCUCAUGUCAACACAGGUCUGACCAAGCUGGAGACGGCAGGGUUGCCGAUCGAUCUAUCUGGCGGCCUGCGUACUGCACCAGCCUAUGGUGGCUUCGAUUUUGGCUUUGGUGAUAUGCUCAUGGGCCAUGGCAGUACGAUCAACCCGGCUCAACUUCACUUCGCGGAUUCUCCUCAUCCUUUUGGCAACGACAUUCCUCCAUCUCCUUUUUCUCAGGCCAUCCAGGACUUGGAUCCGAUGAUGGACGAGGAGUACAAUUUUGACUGGAUGGACGGAUUCGAUCCCUUUCUAAUGUUGGGCAACAGCAACGAAUCCGCCAUCGAUGAGUCAUCUCCGUCUGCUAUGAGCACGGGAAGCCAAAGCGGAAUAAGUGAAGCCGUGAUAGACGGUUCGAAUCCCCUUCCGGUGUCUUCGUCCGGCUGGCCCAGCUCGUUCCCAGGGCAUAUUGCGAUGCCUCCUACCACACAGUUGGCGAUGGAUUUUACCUCUCCCACAUUUAACGAUACGGGAAUACCGCCAGAGACGGUUUCUCCCAAGUCGCUCAUGGCGCAGAAUCAGUUCGCUGAUGUGGCCUAUGGCACUCCCCCGUCCAUGGCACCCGUGGGCCAGCCCUUGUUGGGAGGACAUUCGCAGAGUAUGUUUUCAUCAUCCUCAAUGGCAACAAACGGAGAAUCUCCUAAUCCUCUCAACCCGCCUUUUGCGAAUAAUAGUGCCCCCUCAACUCACAGUCCCGCGGAUACCUUUACAGACAGCACUCGACAAGCUCUAUUGAGCAGCAUCUCGCAGUCCAAUGGCUUCAGCCACCGCAAGUACUCUCAACCUACGAGCGUCAACCCGUAUAGCUUCGAGUUCUCUACCCCUGCUGCAUUCGAUGUCGCCUGCCAAUUACCAUCCACCUCAGACAUGAAACGCUACAUCUCGUCCUACGUUACCUACUUCCAUCCGCAUUUAUCUUUCCUCCAUGUCCCUACUCUCAAUUUCCAAGCCUCCGAAUAUACGCAAAACCUCCAAGUCCCUAGCGGACACCUGAACCUGAGCUCAUCUGGCGUCGCAGGCGGCGCUGGCUGUCUCACCCUUUCAAUAGCCGCUAUCGGCGCUCUAUACGAGUCUGAUACGGCCGCCUCAAAAGAUCUUAUGGAAGCCUCCAAAAAGAUGAUCCAACGCUACCUCGAGGAGCGACGGAAAGUAGACAUGUCGACGGUACUAGGCCGUGCAAAUUCUGCCCGUGAAAGCUCCGCACAUGCUAUUCCGCUCUGGUUGAUACAGGCCAUGUUGCUAAAUGUCAUCUACGGUCAUGCAUCUGGCGAUAAGAUGUCUGCUGAUAUUGCCUGUACGCAUUGUGCUGCGCUGGUCAGCCUUGCGCGCGCAGCUGAUUUGACGCGCCAUGUGGCGCCGAAGGACCUUCCCCCCGACUACCUGACUUCCACCAACGGAAAUGAUGCUCACAGCCAUCCGAAUUCUUCAGCGUUUGGGAUACCCAAGGAAAGAAGAGAUUGGCUGAAUUGGAAAAUGGUUGAGGAGAGGAAGCGUAGUCUUUUUGCCAUCUUCGUUGUCUCCAGCCUGCUGGUAGCAUCCUAUAACUGUGCACCUGCUCUGACCAAUUCCGAGAUCCGACUUGACCUGCCUUGCGAAGAAAGCGUUUGGGCGGCGGAGUCGCCACAAGCGUGGAAGAAAAUGGGCGGGCCGUCUUCUUCAAAGGACACCUUCUCAUUUUCGUCUGCGUUGACGACUCUGCUAACUGCCUCGCAAAGGGAGCAAAAGCAGUCACAACCGACCCCUAGUCCUCUGAGGCCCAGCAGCUUUGGCUGUCUGGUGCUCAUUCUCGCCUUGCACAACUACAUUUGGGAAACACGCCAGAGGCACAUGGGUCGACAGUGGACAUCCCGUGAAGCAGAUGCUAUGCAGGCGCACAUCGAACCUGCCUUGAGAGCAUGGCAAGCUGCAUGGGCUAGCAAUCCUAUCCACAGUCUCGAGAGGCCAAAUCCAUUCGGCGCAGGGCCCCUCUCUGCCGACAGCAUACCACUCUUAGAUCUUGCGUACGUCAGGCUGUUUGUUAACAUUGGACGGUCACGGGAGGCCUUCUGCCAAAGGGAUUGGAACGCCAUGGCCGAUGAACUCACCCGUGGAACCGAAAUUAUCCAUGCAGACACCGUCACUCCUGACCCAUCGGACCGUUCGGGGGGUGAUGUCGGAAGCCAGGUCCGCAAUCGCCAUGAUUCCGUGGCAGAUUUGGGAGUAGCAGAUCUCUCUCUCUCUAAAGUUUCACAUCAGACUCAAACAGCGCACGAUUUGCCAAAUGCCUAUCGAACUAGUCAAUCUGCUCGUGAGAAGCACCUACGAAAGGCAGCAUUUUAUGCCGCUGAUUCAAUGGCUAUGUCUGACCGGCUCGGCAAUACGUUUGGCGAGCUUACUUCCCGGGAGCUUCCUCUUCAAAGCGCCUUGUGCACUUUUGACUGUGGGCAAGUUCUUGCGGAAUGGAUCUGUACAGUCCAAGAAAGAGUCGGCCCCUAUCUUGGGAUUUUGGGACAGGACGAAAUUGACUUGACGCAAGUCCCAGGUAUCAUGCUCCUCGAGGACGAAGACUGCAAGCUUGUGGAAAAGAUUAAGGAUAUUCUCGGAACCAUUGAGACUAAAAUACAGCGUGCCGCUCAGAAUAGUGGCUCCGUGCCGGCUUUUGAUAUCUGGCGGCGACUUCCUAGUGUCGUGGAGGGAGGAUUUGGAAGCAAGAUCGCCAUAGCUACAGCGUGCGUACUUGAUCGGGCUUCUGUAUGGCCAGUGUCCAAAUUAAUGGCCCGAUCACUUGAGGCACAAGCCAUUCGGAUGAAAGAACGUGCUGAAAAUUCGGUUUUGUUGAGAAAGUUGUGA